Owenia fusiformis is the source of this 1430-nucleotide messenger RNA. NCBI's taxonomy places the organism in Eukaryota, Metazoa, Annelida, Polychaeta, Sabellida, Oweniidae. The record is from the annotation of a GenBank genome assembly.
UAUUAUGGUUUUAUUAUCUAUGAAUCCACAGCAAUUGUUAUGAGCAAACACAACGCUGCGUGCAAAACUGCUCUCACAACGUACGUCAACCACAUAUUACAGAGAUACAACAAUGCGGCGCUGUUUUCACCUUAUGCUAUUGCUAGGGGUCGUCACUUUUCUGGCUCACCAGACAUUCAGCGAAGAACCAGUAGAAGGUACACCUUACUGCAGCACAUUACCUUGGGUGAAGACCAAUUGCACAAACUGCAAUGGCGAUUGCUUUAAAGAGUGCGUCUAUAGAAGAGUCAGAAAACCAUGCAUCAGUGAAGAAGAAAAAACAGAAAUGGAAGAGUGCACACCCCCUUGCGAGUCAUUAUCAUGGAUACUCGACAAAUGUGGCGCCUGUAGGUGUUUUGACAACAAGGCAUGUCUUAAAUAUUGCUCAUAUAGAAAGGGAAGACCAUGCAUUGGUACAAGCUACAAGAGAGUUUUAGAAGAAUGCCCCGGAGAUUGCUCUUGCGUACCCCUUUGCGAGUCAUUACCUUGGGUACGCGACCAAUGUGGAGACUGCCACUGCAAGUGUUACGGCCCUGCAUGUUGUAAAUCAUGUACAUUUAAAAAGGGAAAACCAUGCGCAGGUGUAGACUUUAAAAGAGAGACAGUAAUGUGCCCCGGAGAAUGCUCAGAUUGCUGGGGAGGUGGAAGAGAAGGAGGUAGAAGUGGAGGAAGAAUAGAAGAAAGAAGGAGUGAAAGAAGAGAAUCAUCGAAAUAGGCAAUUCUUGAUGAGACGGAGAGAACAUACGUAUACAUGUUUACUUGUAAGCAAAUACAGAGUAGGCUAAAAACGUCGAUCUGUUUAAGAAACACAUAUAGCAGGGUGUUCAGUAUAUUCGGAAAAUAUAUCAAGACAAAAAUAGAAUAAUAAAAGUAUCAUAAGAUAAAUAAGUGAGAUGAAGAAAUCUGAUUCAGCAUCAAGAAAAAUGAUGAUUUCGGAAAUCUGCCUUAAGAGGGAAAACUAUGCCGAAAAAGUAUUUGUGAUAACGACGAUCGAUAUAGUGCUUGAUUUCCGACUUAUUACUUUGCUUAUCUUCCUGGCCAAAUCAAUUUUCACCUACCCUGCGUGCAGAGUCUAGUUAAACUACAGAAGACGAAGCUCUCUUUUAAGAAGUGAAGUCAAACGAAUGCAAAGGGUAAUUUUCACCUAGAAUUGGGCUAACAGUUCCAUUCCAUUCCAUAAACUGUAUAUUUUCAUUUAGACCCCUUUAGUGUCUGUUACCCUUUCUUUUUCAGGAAAAUCUGACGAUUUAUUUAUCCCAUUUCGGGAAUAAUUGCAAACAUGCUUCUGCAUUCUAGCCAAAAGUAUUUUAAAAAUAUGGACGUUUUUGGCCCAUCCUGUACAUGUAUAUUCUGGGACAUACAUCCCAAAUAAAAAAAAUAAAGAAUCUAAA